GUAGCCAUAUUCACGUUACGGCUUCUGCCUAAUGGGGUUCACAUUACUGGUCUUGCGCGACGUUAUAUCCGCACUGGGAGCGACAGUGAAAGUGUAGUUCCGCUUUUUCUCUUGUGCUUGCUUUUUUUUGUCGUGAACGAACCAGGCACGUCGACGCCGUGUGCAAUCGUAGCUUCAGGUGGGGCGUGGCCUCGACGGCUACCGCCAGGUUAUGUUUACGCGCCAGUUGUUUGUGCGAGAUAAGUGCCGUGUGUGAUCGUGCUCCUUGUUGUGUGCGAACUGUGUUCGACCAGUUUUGAGCAAGGGGAAGUGAAUGCAUCAUCUGCGGACAGUGGCCGGCAUCUUAGUACAUCGAAGUGUGCUCCUUUGGAAAGUACACGUGCUCUUCGAAACGCCGGAGGUUUGCCAAGCUGCGCAGGGAGCGAAAAGUUGGCGAUGUCGAAGCACUUUGCGGACUACUGGAGCGAGUGCGAUCAGCUUCGUCCAGUAGCUGAUGACGACGAGGCCGCUACAAGGCCCUCAGACGACGAAGCGGACUGGCUACGAGACGCUGGCUUCGCCUUCGCACUUCCCGACGAUGUGUUCGACACAGUGGCCGCCGACGAACCUCGUGGGACGCACGUAAGGACCCUGACACGCGAACAGGCGUCCGCUCUUUCGAGGCGCCUGAACCAAGUCCAUGGACGACACAGGCCACACAAGCGACGGGAAGAUGUCAGAGACGUUUUCUCGCACAAUGUAGAGGACAGACCCCCGAUAGGCCUUCCAAAGGAGCAUAGGUUCCGCAAGAGCCACUGGCAUGAGCUGAAUGACACGGUAGCAUCACUCGAGGUCAAAGGGGUCCAAGUGAUCGGCUACAGGGGAAAGGAGCAGCAGCAGGAGGAACCAAUCAGCAUCUUCGACGACUGGACCAUGCAACCAGGGUUUGAUGUGAACUUCCGGUUAACAUCGCACGACCAGGAACUACCGCUUGUCAGCUUGACGGAGAAUCCCGCCGGCGUGACGCGCCUCGGCCACCUGUCCCCACGAGACCAGCGUACCGUCACCAGUCUCACGCUUAUGGAACUGAGCGCCCUGUACGACCAGCAUGGCCUCACCUACUGCAGACGGAAACCUACCCGCAGGAAAGCCACCAAAGAUAGCCACGUGUUGGGCGUCCCCUUGACGACGCUGCUGGAACAGGACGCGCAGAGAGGGUUCCGAGGCGAGAAACCUUGGAUCAUUGGUCAGAUAUUGGAGUACCUGGAACGGCGUGGACUCCAAGAAGAAGGUAUCCUGCGUGUAUCCGGUGCGGCAGCGAGAAUAGACGCCCUCAAAGCGGAUCUGGAGACAUACUACGUCCGGUCACCUGAGAAGCUUCCUCUGGUCCUGGAGCGUUAUGGACCUCACGAGGUGGCAGCACUCUUGAAGCAGAUUCUGCGCAGUCUUCCAGAGCCGCUGCUCACGUACAAGUACAUGGAAGCGUUCCUGCAGGUGCCACAGCUUCCGACGCUUCUGAAUCAACUAAAGGCCCUCAACCUGUUGGUGCUUCUGCUGCCUGCUCCAAAGAGGGAAACGCUUCUGGCGAUCGUUAAAUUCUUAGAUGCCGUCACGAGAAUGGAAUGGAAGAACAGGAUGAGCCUGCUGAAUGUCUCCAUGAUCAUGGCUCCCAAUCUGUUCACUCCAAAGCAACACAAAGCCACUGAAGAUAACCUCCGCCUUGCAAGACUUACUACCCUAAUCACCAGUAUGCUCGUAUGUUAUCAACACCUACUGUGGAACGUACCGUCGCAGUUCAUCGACCAGAUCCGCCUCGAGUACAAGAUGGAGAAGAAGCACAAAUCGAAAAAGAAGGAGCAACACGUAAAAGUGGGCGAGUUACGCAUCGCAGUGGAUAGCCAGGUUCGUCCCGACGCUCCAGUUUACACAGUCAGAGUGGACGACGCUACGACGGCAGGAAGCGUCGUCAGGGAGGUGUUCCUGGCGAUGCGCUUCGAAGAGCGAAGGAAGGACAUCCUCAAUUCCGUGUCUGGAGAAGAGGCUGGGGACGUGGAGACCUUUGCGCGGCAGCAUUCCCUCUUUGAGGUUGGAGGGACGAUAGGCUGGCGGCAGCUAGAAUGCACGGCCAAUGUCAUGAGCGUCUUCCAGGAAAACCCCAUGGCUGAGUGGCACAUCAGACCACGUCAUACAUCCUAGUUACGUCAUGCAUUGAGUUGCCAACGGGUGCCAUUCCAUUUGUAUUCUUAUAUAAUAGGAUUCAGACAAGUCAACUGGGACGUGUCUGGUAGAUAGGGUGCUGCGAUUGGUUGAGUACAGGCAACCGCCAGUUACAGGCGUUCUUCUGUCCCGUAUCCUUUCUUGCGCUAGAUGACCUGUCCGUGCGUAGCUUAUAGAGACUGUUUAUGGAUUGUUAGGCAGCGUUUGUGUAUGGCGUCGAUUUGAAUCGUUUCAUAAGGCAGCAAGCGUUGACAAGAAUGAAAUCAGUUUGUGUAGAGUGAACACAAUAAACAGGGUAAAUGCA
This is a messenger RNA of Ornithodoros turicata, 2500 nucleotides long. Its product is annotated as rho GTPase-activating protein 18-like. Bases 436 to 2175 code for a protein of 579 amino acids. Lineage: Eukaryota; Metazoa; Arthropoda; Arachnida; Ixodida; Argasidae. The transcript has 16 exons. Gene Ontology annotation, cellular component: cytoplasm. The record is from RefSeq and is a predicted model, not a curated record. Gene Ontology annotation, molecular function: GTPase activator activity. Gene Ontology annotation, biological process: regulation of small GTPase mediated signal transduction; signal transduction; regulation of actin filament polymerization.